Molecule: messenger RNA, 2739 nt
Organism: Ctenopharyngodon idella (grass carp)
Lineage: Eukaryota; Metazoa; Chordata; Actinopteri; Cypriniformes; Xenocyprididae
Gene: chp2
Product: calcineurin-like EF-hand protein 2
Exons: 7
Coding region: 222-806 (194 amino acids)
Molecular function (GO): calcium ion binding
Source: RefSeq, a predicted model, not a curated record
UUUUGUUAGUGUAGUGGGCGUUGUAAUCUGUGUACAGAGAGCUUGAAUUAUUCUCAGCAAGCACAAGAACAGCAGCGGCGUAUGCAAACAUCCCGUUAACAUUUAGCAACUUUUAAAAUCUGUUUUUAAUGUCGUGACUUCUUAGUUUUAAUCAGUUUUUACUCUCAGUUAUCUGGAUAUGGGCUAAAUCUUUAAAAGCAGUCGAUGCAUAACAACAUAAAAUGGGUUCGACGAGCUCCACCCUAUUAAAAAUCCCAAACGUCGAGGAGUUGAUGCAAGAAACGGGCUUCUCAUCUGCCCACAUUAUUCGUCUGUAUGAUCGCUUCAAAGCUCUGGAUAAAGAAGGACGAGGUCAUCUCUGUCCUCAGGAUUUUGGAGCCAUAAAGGAGCUGGCAAUGAACCCCAUAGGAGACAGAAUAAUAGGUGCCUUCUUCUCCCCAGGAAAGGAAACGGUGGACUUCAACACUUUUGUGAAGAUCCUGGCGCAUUUCCGGCCCGUUGACAAGGACCGACCCAAAGACCCAAAUUCUCCUGAACCCAUAAAUAGUAGGAGCAACAAACUCAAAUUUGCGUUUCAGUUGUAUGACCAGGACAAGGAUGGCAAGAUUUCAAGAGAUGAGCUUUUAAAGGUUCUCCGGGACAUGCUGGGGAUGCAGGUGACAGAGGAGCAGCUGGAGAGCAUAGCAGACCGCACUAUACAGGAAGCAGAUCUAGACCGUGAUGACGCAAUAUCUUUUGAGGAGUUUCGUAAGUCUCUGGAGAAGGUCAACAUUGAUCACAAGAUGAGCAUUCGUUUCUUGCGUUAGACUAGAGCAUCGUGGGAAAGCUUCAAUACCAGCGAUGUGUGCAUUCGCACAGGACAGUAUGACGGGAUCAGUCUUUGUCUGUCUAACAGGAUUUUAAUGCACUGGUAAUGUCUGCACAAAAACUGCACAUUGACAAAUGAUUUACACUACUGUUCAAAAGUUUGGAUUAGUAACCUUAUAUAUAAGUAAAGUUAAAAGUUCAGCCGUGUUUUGCUGUGGACAGUAGGUGGCGCCAAGUGCGUACUGUUGAUUCAUGUCAGUGAUACACUACUUUUCAAAAGUUUGGAUUUUGAUUAGCAAAUUAGCAAGGAUGUCUUAAAUUGACCAGAAGUGACAGUAAAGACAUUUAUAAUGUUACAAAAGAUUUCUAUUUCAAAUAAAUGCUGUUCUUUUGAUAUUUCUUUUCAUCAAAGAAUCCUGAAAAAUGUCUCAAAAAAAAAAAAAAAUUGAGUAUUAAAUUAGCCUAUUAUAGUGAUUUCUGAAGGAUCAUGUGACCCUGAAUACUGGCGUAAGGAUGCAUAUUUCAGCUUUGCCAAUACAGAAAUAAAUUACAUUUUAAAAUAUAUUAAAAUACAAACAGUUAUUUUAACUUCACGUUAUAAAACGGUUAGUUCCUGUCCUUGAUUCUGAUUGGCCAAUAGCUGUGUUUUAUUCACGAUAAAACAUGGCUAUGACCUUCACCCAACGGUUCUGUGUAUCACUACACAACACCCUUAGCAACCACUCUUAGCAACGUAAACUGUAUGCUUUCAAUUGAUAUUGUUCAUUGAAGCUUACUGUAUUAUGUAGAAGAGUGUUGUGAGAUAGAGAUCAAGUGAGCGAGUUUAUUACCUGCAUUCAGAUUUAGCAUUUUCCUUCAGGUCAGUCCUAUGUUCAUAAUAAAAAAUAUGUUCAAAUAUAUAUAUAUAUAUAUAUAUAUAUUAUCCUGUCCUUUUAACAGUUAAGGGGUUUUCCCGUGACUGACAGCGCUAGUCAAAGCAUUUGUCAGUUGCGUCUUGUUCCAUGUUCACAACAAUUCAGUCUUUUCAAUAUAAAAGUCUUCGCUACUGACUGACUCACUCAUAAAGACAGUCUUUGCCGCGAUCUAAUGGCGUAAUAAUGUAACUUCUGUUGCUGUUCACAGCCAGGGACUAUUUUUUCCAGUGGAAGGAGGACUUUUAGUAAAAGUUUACUUCAUGAAAGUUGCAUAUUUGUAUUGUGUGGUAACCGUUUUAUAAAAGCAAUAAGGUUCUCGAGGCUAGUGCUGUAUCGUGAAUAAGUCACUCCGCUUUGCGUCAUGCCUAACAACGCCCUUCAGCUGUGACUUAUUCACAAUACAGCACAGCCUCUCAUACCUUAUUGCUUACUUAAUACUGUUUUUACUGUAUUUUUGAAUAAAUUAAUGCAGCCAGCUUAGUGAGCAUAAGAGACGUAUUUCAAAAACAUUACACAUUAGUGAUCACAAACUUUUGAAUGGUAGUGUAUAUUUGCAUUCUGCAUCAGUUAAUUUUUUUAUAUAAUUAUAACUAGCAUGUUUUCCUGCAGGGGACAGAGUUCAUAAUAACAUUCAUAAUGUCCAGUGUUAAAUUGUCAUACACAAUAUUGUUGUUGUUUUUGUGAAGUAUGGCGAUCCCAAGGUAAGAUUUCAUAAGGUUUAUUAGAUGCAAACGCUUUCAUCUCAGAGGUUUUUUUUUUAUUCAUGGUGGCAUGAUGCUUUUAUGCAUUUUUAAAAAAUUCUGUGACUUCAUCCUGAAUCCUUAUAAAAACUGGAUUUUUUUUCCUGGUAUUCAAAUCUCAAAAUAUGUCUUAAUUCUUUCAUUGCUACAAGGCUACCUCACCUUACCGCACUUAUGCAUGAUGUGCCAAAGCCAGUUAAAAAGGGCUUUUUUCAUCUUUGUAUUAAAUGUAACUGACUUUUAAGAAUGAUAUUAAAGCAAUUUCCAUAAAAUUCAAA